Dendronephthya gigantea is the source of this 2790-nucleotide messenger RNA. Its product is annotated as mucin-like protein. NCBI's taxonomy places the organism in Eukaryota, Metazoa, Cnidaria, Anthozoa, Malacalcyonacea, Nephtheidae. The record is from RefSeq and is a predicted model, not a curated record. The transcript is spliced from 14 exons. The annotation marks the transcript as partial. Gene Ontology annotation, biological process: cell-matrix adhesion.
AUGAUCAAUAAUUCAAUAUCCCACCCCAAGCCAGUUACUGUUGGAGUUCCUCAGGGAAGUAUUCUUGGACCACUUCUCUUCCUGAUUUAUAUCAAUGAUCUACCUGAAUGCCUGACGCACUGCAAGUCGAUACUUUAUGCUGAUGACACUCUCCUGUAUUACUCUGCAGAGAGUAUUUCAGAACUUCAGUCAAAACUCAACUCCGACCUGCAAUCCCUUUCCUGUUAUCUUAACAACAACCUCCUUACACUCAAUUAUGAAAAGACAAAGUUCAUCAUUUUUGCUGGUACUCGACGCCUACGAUCCAUAUCUGAAAUAAACAUCUCUAUUGGCAAUCGUACUAUAAAACAAGAUGAAUCGUUGAAAUACCUGGGAAUCACGAUCACCGAAAACCUUACCUGGCAUAAACAUAUUGAGAACCUAAUGGGGAAAAUUAACCAAAGAUUGGGAUUGCUGCGCCGUGUGAAAUAUUUCUUACCGCUGGAUGCAAGACAAAUUUUCUAUAAUAAUUUUCUUGUAAGUGCAUCAGGUUCAGGUCAACAAUGUUGUUAUAAAGGUGAUUCACUGUUGGUUGGACCUCCUGGUGGUGGUACAUUUGACAUCGUAUUUCCAGAAAAGAGCCUUCUGGGUCACCUAAGCCGAGAUGUGCUACCUUGGUUAGCAUGCUGUAAACUUUCUUUCUUUGACAACUGUGGUAAAUACUAUGAUGGAAGACCUUCCGAUGAUGGUUCAAGAUUCAUACCUCAACCAACUGCUGGUACCAGAGGUGAUCCUCAUUUAUCCACAUUUGACGGAACGUUCUACACAUUCAACGGUUAUGGUGAAUACGUCCUUCUCAAAGUCAACAAUGGCUUGGAUCUCGAGUUUCAAGGAAGAAUGGUACCCAUACUUGAUGACCACGGACGAACAACAAGAGCAACAGCCCUCACAGCAUUUGUCAUCAAGGGAGCAACGAGUGAUACGGUGCAGUUCGAGUUUAACAGACGGCGCAGCAUAGACGUGUUAGUCAAUGGUGAACGUGUCGAAUUUGAUGAACAAACAAGAUUAGACUUCACUGGUGUCUUCAUUGUUAAACAAAAUCAGUCAAAAUUUGGUACAUACUUCGCAUCAGGAGUAGCUAUUGUGGUCACAUCUGUAGAAGAUUUUCUUACUUAUCAAAUUUCAGUACCAUUAAGAUUCAAAGGAAGAACUGCUGGUCUUCUUGGAUUUUGGAACGAUGACAAAGAUCUAGAAUUUUUAUUGCCUGAUGGCAGUUUCAUUGAUACAAAUUCAAGUUAUCGAACAAUUCACCACGAGUUUGGCCAGAAAUGGAUUGUGGACAGAAGCAAGACUCUUUUCGCGUACCAUGUCGGAAAAAGUUACGACAGUUAUUUUACUCCCAACUUCAUUCCGGCCUUUCUUGACGAGACAAACUCAUUGUUUUCGAGUUUUACUUUGGAGCAAGAAGCAAGGAGUGUAUGCGGGGCGAAUGAGGAAUGUUUGUACGAUAUUGCUGUAACUGGUAAAAGAGAUAUUGGUGAGGCGACGUUGGAAUCCUUUAAUGAAAUACAGAAACGAACAAAUGCGUCGAAACUUGUUGCGAAGCGGAUUUUCUUUGGUUGUGAUGGAGUCGAGAACAGCGGAAAGAAAGUAGAUUUUUGUGGUGAUUGUGGAGGAGACAACUCAUCGUGCACAGAUUGUGAAGGUCGCAUCAAACCUGGCUUUCUUAACAAUGAAACAUGUGGUUCCUAUCUGCCCUGGAGUCAAUGGAGUGUUUGCAUCGGCGCAGAUGCAAAAGUAACGAGGGAGCGAAAUAGAACAUGUUCGAAAAAAGGACAUUGUCUGCAUUUAGGUCAAAAUAUGGAACAAGAAAUAUGCAAGACCAGUGAGGAUAACGCUUCUGUUUUUUUCUGUCUUGCUCAGAUUGCUUAUACGCGAAUAGAGCUUCGGGACUUUUUUCCUUAUGGACCCAGCAAUGGAGAUACUUCAGUACCCACCAAUGAUGACGGCAGUUCGGGUCUUGUCAAUAUUGCAUUUCCCUUUCCUUUCUUCGACGAAGAACAUGACUCCCUGUUCGUAAACACAAAUGGAGUGAUCUCUUUUCUUGUCCAAGUGUCACAGUAUACUCCUGACGCAUUCCCUCUUGGAGAUAAUCGACGUUUGAUCGCACCAUUCUGGGCUGAUGUUGACACAACAGAUGGCGGCAUUGUUUAUUACAGAGAAACUCAAGAACUUGCAAUGCGAACAAGUGUCUCUAACGAAAUUAAAAAGUACUUCGUUCGCCAAAGAAGCUUCUUAGCAAAGUGGAUCAUGAUUGUUACUUGGCUCAAUGUAGCUCAGUAUGGUGGAGGUUCCACUUUGCGGAAUACAUUCCAGACGAUAUUAGCAACGGAUGGUGUCAACUCAUUUGCAAUAUUUUACUACAACAAAAUUGAAUGGACGUUUGGUCUUCAUAGCAAUACUAAAGGAAUCUCUGCGCAGGCUGGAUUUAAUGCUGGGGACGGUGUUCGAUAUUUUAAUAUUCCAAACUCUCGUACUUCUGAGAUAAUCAAUAUUUUAUCGACAUCAAACUAUAAAAGACCUGGGAUGUGGAUUUUUCAGGUUGAUGGAGAGACGGUUAAGAAUACUGGCUGUGCAUCAGGACGCGAUCUGGUACUUUCUCCAAGGUCAGGAAUUGAAUUAGGAGGAACUGUGGUGUACAUAGGGGGGCCGUGUUACAAUUCAACUAAUGACAUCGUGUGUCGCUUUAACAAAAAUUUGGAGUCAGCUGCAGAGCUUAUCAGUCAACAAGCAUAUUGCGUUACACCUCCG